AUGACCAACUCCACCGAUCCCGCGACCUUUCCAUGCACACUCACCCUCAACAUCCCGUUCCCGACCCCCACCCACGCCACCAACGCCCAGCGCGCCCUCGCCGUCGACGAGGAGCUCUCCUCCCUCGUCAAGCGCUCGCUCUCCGUCUCUCCCGACACCCCAACCGUGCUCGACGUGCACUAUGCCGCUACGACGAACCGGAUGCUGCGCGUAGCCGUGAACGGCUUCUUCGACAGCCUGGGCGUCGUGUUGGGCGUGAUGGAAGAACUGGACGUGGAUACGGUCUUGAAGGAGGGCAAGGAGAGCGUCGAGGGUGCGCAGGGUCUGAUGCCGGUGAAGGAUAGCGUCGCUGGUUGA
Messenger RNA from Diplodia corticola, 357 nucleotides. RefSeq names its product transcription factor pcc1. Gene Ontology annotation, cellular component: EKC/KEOPS complex. The transcript has 2 exons. The record is from RefSeq and is a predicted model, not a curated record. The coding region runs from base 1 to 357 and encodes 118 amino acids. Lineage: Eukaryota; Fungi; Ascomycota; Dothideomycetes; Botryosphaeriales; Botryosphaeriaceae.